GAGGACACCAAAAAAAACAUUGUCAAGUCUUUGUUUUCUCUUUUCUUUUCUCUCUCCCAAGUUUCAAGUUUCAAAGGGAGUAAGAAUUUGGAAUUACAAAACUAAGAAACCUCCACUCAAACCAAGCAUCAUUUGAAGAAUUGUCUGUCUAUCGUCAAGCUGAUUCCUUCACACAAGUACGGAACUAGAGCCAACGUCAGAUUAAGAAUGGAGUAUCAAGAGCAACAUAACGUAGAGGUCAGAAUGGAAAUAGAGGAUUUGAAGUCAAGUAUGACCAAGCUCACUGAAAUGCUGCAAGUUUUGAUUGCUAGAGGGGAACCGCCUCAGAAGACUGUCAUUGUUGAAGUCCCAAGUGCUGAUGUUGACCCUCAACCCACUCAACAACCACCUUCAACAUGGCCUGAGUUUGGUUUGCCACCUGAUUUUACUCCUCCCUAUGAGAAGACUCCUGGUAUUGGUCAAUUAUCACGACCUGUGAUGGGUCAAACUUCAAACCCAGUUAUUCGUGCUCCUAUCAUGACUGAAUCUCAGCCCAUUGUGCAUACUGUUGCUCAACAUGCUUAUGAGAAUCCUCUAUUUGAAUACCAAGCUGCCAAUUCCCAGAAUGGAAGCCAAGGGGAUGCUGGAGAUAUUGAAGAUGUCAAAGAACAGUAUCAGACUUUGGAAAAGCGAUUGAGAGCCAUGGAAGGCAAUAAUUACUUUGGGGUUGCUGCUAAGAAUAUGUGUUUGGUUUCUGAUGUCGUCAUGCCUGCAAAAUUCAAGACUCCUGAAUUUGAGAAAUACAAAGGAAACACCUGUCCAAAAAGCCAUUUGAUCAUGUACUAUCGCAAAAUGGCUGCUUAUACUCAAAAUGACAAACUGCUCAUCCAUUGUUUUUAAGAUAGUUUGAGCGGAGUUUCGCUAAAAUGGUAUAUGGGACUCGAGAGGAGUCGUAUUCAAUGUUUUCAAGACCUAACUGAUGCUUUCAUUAAGCAAUAUAAGUAUAAUUUGGACAUGGCACCUGAUCGCCGACAACUACAAAGCAUGUCCCAGAAAGAGAAAGAGUCUUUCAAGGAAUACGCUCAACGCUGGAGAGAGCUUGCUUCUCAAGUAGAGCCACCUUUAGUUGAAAAGGAACUAACAGGCAUGUUUAUGGAUACUCUCUCACCUUUCUUCUGGGAGAAGAUGAUCGGUAGUGUAUCUUCCAACUUCACAGACUUGGUAACCAUUGGUCAGAGACUUGAACAAGGACUCAAGAAUGGGAAAGUUACUCAUGUUGUUGAAUCCUCUAGUGGGGCGAGGAAGCCUUAUGGAAACUUCCAGAAGAAAAAUGAGACGAAUGUUGUGUCGGAAGAUAGAAGAUCUCGUCAUAAUGGUGAUCAACCUUAUGUGGCUACUGUUGCUCCUAUGCGAGUUCAAGCUCCUUGACCUGAGGUUGCUAACCAAAAUCAGAUUCGUAAUAGGGUUGACUUUGACCCCAUCCCUAUGACUUAUACUGAAUUGUAUCCUGCAUUGGUUCAUAAAGGGUUGAUCACAACAAGAUCUAUGCCUCCUCCUCGGAAUCCUCUUCCAGAUGGUUUUAGGUCUGAUCUUCAUUGUCCUUUCCAUCAAGGGGCAGCGGGCCAUGAUUUAGAAAGAUGUUUCCCUUUGAAGGCCAGAGUUCAAGAGUUGGUUAGAUCAAAGAUGCUAUCUUUUAAGAAUGUUGGUCCCAAUGUUGUCACUAAUCCUUUGCCCAACCAGAGUGGCUGAAGACAAGUCAAAGGCAAUUAUCUUCCUAAAGCCAAGUGUUUCAGACGGGAUAGCUCAUCCCUGUUGCUGAUUAGUCACUAGGCCUUGUUUCUUUACUGUUUGCAUUUCCUUAAUUGUGCUGUUUACUUUUAGACUUUGUUUGUUUAUGAAUGGUGAUUUUAAUGAAAUGAGCAUCGUAUGUUUGAAUU
Vicia villosa (hairy vetch) is the source of this 1916-nucleotide messenger RNA. RefSeq lists its product as uncharacterized. The coding region runs from base 208 to 879 and encodes 223 amino acids. The transcript has 2 exons. The record is from RefSeq and is a predicted model, not a curated record. NCBI's taxonomy places the organism in Eukaryota, Viridiplantae, Streptophyta, Magnoliopsida, Fabales, Fabaceae.